Messenger RNA from Chrysochloris asiatica (Cape golden mole), 1794 nucleotides. It is a transcript of the gene KRT84, whose product is annotated as keratin 84. The transcript has 9 exons. The coding region runs from base 1 to 1794 and encodes 597 amino acids. NCBI's taxonomy places the organism in Eukaryota, Metazoa, Chordata, Mammalia, Afrosoricida, Chrysochloridae. The record is from RefSeq and is a predicted model, not a curated record. Gene Ontology annotation, molecular function: structural constituent of skin epidermis. Gene Ontology annotation, cellular component: keratin filament. Gene Ontology annotation, biological process: keratinization; intermediate filament organization.
AUGUCUUGCCGUUCCUAUAGAGUCAGCUCUGGUCGCCGGGUGGGCAACUUCAGCUCCUGCUCAGCAAUGACAUCCCAGAAUCUCAACCGCUUCCGAGCCAGCUCUGUGUCCUGCAGGAGUGGGCCUGGAUUCUGCAGCCAGGGGGGCUUUGGUAGUCGGAGCGUAACCACCUUUGGAUCAUACUCACCCCGAAUAGCAGCUGUAGGCCCUCGUCCCAUCCGCUGUGGAAUUGGUUUCGGUGUUGGCAGUGGUUUUGGUUUUGGUGCCGGCAGUGGUGUUGGUCUGGGGUGUGGAGCUGGGAGUGGCCUUGGCUAUGGCUUCGGUGGUCCUGGUUUUGGCUACCGAGCUGGAGGAGUUGGACUCCCGACAGCUCCCUCUAUCACUGCUGUGACUGUUAACCAGAGUCUGCUGACCCCUCUCAACCUGGAGAUCGACCCCAAUGCCCAGAGGGUGAAGAAGGAUGAGAAGGAGCAAAUCAAGACCCUCAAUAACAAGUUUGCUUCCUUCAUUGACAAGGUUCGGUUCCUGGAGCAACAGAAUAAGUUGCUAGAGACCAAGUGGAGCUUCCUCCAAGAGCAGAAACACACCAGGAGCAACCUGGAGCCCCUCUUUGAGAACUACAUCAGCAACCUACGGAGACAGUUGGACACAGCUGCCAGUGACCGGGCCCGGUUAGAGGCAGAGAGGAACCAUAUGCAGGAUGUCCUUGAAGGCUUCAAGAAGAAGUAUGAAGAGGAGGUGAGCUUCCGGGCCAAUGCUGAGAAUGAAUUUGUGGCUCUGAAGAAGGAUGUGGAUUCAGCUUUCUUGAAUAAGUCUGACCUAGAAACCAAUGUGGAUAUUCUUCGUAACGAGAUUGAAUUCCUGAGAACCCUGUACAUGGAGGAGAUCCAGUUGCUACAAUCACACAUCUCAGAGACAUCAGUCAUCGUGAAGAUGGACAACAGCCGGGAUCUGGACCUCAAUGGGAUCAUUGCUGAUAUCAAGACCCAGUAUGAGGAGAUCGCCAGACGCAGUCGGGCAGAUGCUGAGGCCUGGUACCAGACCAAGUAUGAAGAGAUGCGGAUGACCGCUGGGCAGCACUCUGAUAACCUGCGUAACACACGGAAUGAGAUCAACGAGCUGACCCGCCUGAUCCAGAGGCUGAAGGCAGAGAUUGAACACGCCAAGGCUCAGCGUGCCAAGCUGGAGGCUGCAGUGGCUGAGGCAGAGCAGCAGGGUGAGGCUGCCCUCAACGAUGCCAAGUGCAAGCUGGCCGAUCUGGAGGCUGCUCUACAGCAGGCCAAGCAGGACAUGGCACGGCAGCUGCGAGAGUACCAGGAGCUGAUGAACGUCAAGCUAGCCCUGGACAUCGAGAUUGCCACCUACAAACAGCUGCUGGAGGGCGAGGAGAGCCGGAUCUGUGAAGGUGUUGGACCAGUGAAUAUAUCUGUGAGCAGCUCCCGAGGUGGUGUGGUGUGUGGCCCUGAGCCCUUCGUCACCAGCUCCGUGGUCUCCCGCGGCGGGGUCGGCUUCUCCAGUGGCAGCAGCAGCCUCCGCACCAUGGGCGGGGUCCUGACUUCGAGCGGCACCUGCGGCUCCAGCUUUGGCGGGUCCCGGGUCUUCACGACUGGAGGGGAUCUGAUGUGUGCCGGCAGCAGAGUGGGUUCUAUGUACCUGGGUGAGGCCUGUGCCCCCAGUGUUCCCUGUCCCCUGCCCACCGAGGGGGGCUUCAGCAGCUGCAGCGGUGGCCGUGCAAGCCGUGGCUCCAGCGUCCGCUUCGUCUCCACCACCACCUCUCGUCGGACCAAGUACUGA